UCUUUUAGUUUAGUUAAUUCAAGCCUCGAUCUAUAUAUACACAAAAUCUGCAAUUCGGCCAAUUGAAAAGGCAAUUUAAUACAAUAAAGCAACAACGCCGCGCAUGCUGUCUGUAUAGCCUACAAAAUUGAAGGCUUUAGUGAUAUCGAUUUUGGCAAUGACGACUUUAUAAACAGUGGUUUAUAUGGAUUAGAUUUGUUUAACUACAAAGUAUUCAAUCCUAAAUAACUAUAAACAAAUAACACAACAUGACCGAAGUUCGAAAGCGCCGGGAAUCUGACGGAAAAUUGUUAGAAUCCGCGGAAUCAGACCACAUUGACAGUGAAGAUGACAGAUUCAAAUCAGAUGCAGACCUCUCGAAUACCAUUCCAAGUGGUACCGAUAAAGCGCCAGGUGUCUUGGAAUGGUUGGUCAAAGAUCUUCCAGACAAAUGGCGCAACUGGGCCGUUCGAGCCAUUUUCAGUCUGAUAAUGAUUAUCUUCUUUUCUCUUGUGAUAUAUGGGGGUCCUUUGGCUUUGAUGAUUACAACGCUGGUAGUUCAAGUGAAGUGUUUCCAAGAAAUUAUCAACAUUGGAUAUGCGGUUUAUAUGAUUCACGGACUUCCAUGGUUUCGAUCUCUUUCCUGGUAUUUUCUACUUACCUCGAAUUACUUCUUUUAUGGAGAAAGUCUGAUAGAUUAUUUUGGAGUUCUCAUUAACAGAACUGAUGGCCUGCCAUUUUUGGUGGCAUAUCACCGGUUUAUCUCAUUCAGUCUGUACUGCGUGGGCUUUGUAUGGUUUGUACUUUCUCUAGUCAAGAAAUACUACAUGAAACAGUUCUCGUUGUUUGCGUGGACGCAUCUUGCCCUGUUUAUUGUGGUCACGCAAUCAUACCUGAUAAUCAAAAAUAUCUUUGACGGUUUGAUUUGGUUCAUAGUACCCGUAUCAAUGAUAAUAUGCAAUGAUAUCAUGGCAUAUGUAUUUGGAUUCUUCUUCGGAAAAACUCCAUUGAUUAAGCUGUCUCCCAAGAAAACGUGGGAAGGAUUUAUUGGCGGCGGAGUUUCGACUGUGUUCUUUGGUUUAGGGAUAUCAUAUGUGAUGUGCCAGUACCCUUAUUUCGUCUGCCCCAUAGAAUAUAGUGAGGCGUUGGGUCGAAUAACUAUGGAGUGUGAACCUAGUUCACUUUUCAGACUACAGGCGUACAACGUGCCCACAUGGAUGAAAUGGUUGAACAUGUUUGGUGUUGGAAGCACCGUUCAUCUCUACCCUUUUAUGCUGCAUUCCCUAUCGCUAUCUCUAUUUAGCAGUAUUAUUGGCCCAUUUGGUGGGUUCUUUGCGUCGGGAUUUAAGAGAGCAUUUAAAAUUAAGGACUUUGGAGAUGUGAUUCCUGGUCAUGGUGGUAUUAUGGAUCGUUUCGAUUGUCAAUUUCUCAUGGCAACAUUCGUCAACGUCUAUAUUAGCAGUUUUAUUCAAACUGAUAGCCCUCAAAAGCUAUUAUCGCAGAUUCUCUACCUAAAACCCGAACAGCAGCUGCAACUCUUCUACUUGCUAGAAGAUUCGCUCCAAAAUAGAAACAUGUUCAAUGCUGCUAAUUAAAUAGGCUUUAAUUAUUCUUAUAUUUUAUAGUGGAUUCCAAAGGUGUAUUUAUUUUUGUGCCAUGUAUAUAUAUAUUUUUUACAUUUAUGAGUAUUAUUGAGAUCAACGUUAUAUUAUGUAAAGCUAUGUUUUUGCAUCUUAUUUACAUGAUAAUAGAUGUUCUGGACUUGAGGUUGUCAAAUUAACAUUUUAAGGUAAGCUAAAGCUUCUAAUAUUUACUUGUUGGUACUUACAUUUAAUUAUAAUGCAACCUUUGAUAUAAUGAAUAUGAAGUCGGUACAAGUUUCAGGUAUCGAUACAUUAUUGGAUUUGAAAAAGUAAGCUCGAAUUUUUAUUACUUUGCUUCAAUUUUCCAAAGGAAUGUCCAAUAAUCGCUCGAUAGCAGAGACUACUAAUCUCUGUCGAUAGUGGCAUGAUUACCGAAACAUUCAUCUGCUUUUUAACUAAGUUAAUAGAAACAUUUUAAUUCAAUUCAGUGUUUAGGUAUUUGGCUUGUUCUGGAUUAGUUACAUUGUGCUGGGAGCACAGUAGUUUAUUGUCCGUUUAUGUCUUAUUUUUAACAUGUCUUAACAUUUUGAAAACUGUACUAUAGUACUAAUAACAGUAGAUUAUAAACCAUAUGAGAAAACCAAAAAAGAACAAAGCGAGAAAAAUAUUUUUUCUCGUUUUGUUCCAUUUACCAUUCUUUUACACAUGUAGAUGUAAAAUAUCCAUAUUGUUGUGUCUUAAUUAAUAAUGUCAAUUUACUUGUCUGACUGCUUAUAGUAAAUUCAAUAAUAAUAAUUAAUUAUCAUGAGUCAUUUUCUCAACGUAAAAUCAGUAUUUUCAGUUCGCUCCGAUUUUAUGUGAAUAUUUUAGUAACUAGGGCAUAUACUUCAUUAUCUGGCAAUUAUAAUAAAACCAAUUUUAGUGUAAAAAUAAAUAAUUAAUCUCUAGUAUACUGCUAGACUCACACACA
Dendroctonus ponderosae (mountain pine beetle) is the source of this 2532-nucleotide messenger RNA. Its product is annotated as phosphatidate cytidylyltransferase, photoreceptor-specific. The coding region runs from base 249 to 1574 and encodes 441 amino acids. Gene Ontology annotation, cellular component: endoplasmic reticulum membrane. The transcript is spliced from 7 exons. The record is from RefSeq and is a predicted model, not a curated record. Gene Ontology annotation, molecular function: phosphatidate cytidylyltransferase activity. NCBI's taxonomy places the organism in Eukaryota, Metazoa, Arthropoda, Insecta, Coleoptera, Curculionidae.